CUCUUUUUUCUUUUCUUUUUUUUUGUGGUUUGUUAUGAAAUUUUAAAAUUUUUUUUUUUUUUUAUUUUUUAUUCUUUUUUUCUCUUUUAAUUAGGGCCAUUUCCCUUUGUUAUAAAUAUAAAACCAUUUCUGCCUUUUUCAUAAUUUUAUAGGAUAUAUAAUAGUUAUUAUAAACUUCAAUUAUUAUUUAUUCAAACUUAUCCGACGCUUACCUUUCUCCAUCGUAUCGGUAUAACUUCAACUGCCACAUUAUCAUCCACUUCCCUUGAAUAUAGUCAAUUGCCUAUAAUCUUUCCCUGGCACCGUGAUUUUAUUAUUUUUCAUUCCGGAUAUAUAAAAUUAAUUAACUGUUUUUCAUCCCAUUAAUAACCCCUAGUUUGUUUAUAAAGACAAACGAAUACACUUCCUAUUAUACAUCACUUAUAGAUCAUCACACUUUCAUAUCAUCCAAAAUCAUAUAUACCCCAUAAUUCAUCAUGUCUCAUGAACAAGAAAAUAGCACAGUCGCAGCCGUUGCGGAUAAUGUAGCCGACGUUCAUGAUGAACAACAAGAACAACAUUUUGAUCAUACUAAUUCAUCCCAAAAAGAUGAUGAUUCAUCAGAUGAACUUACUACCACUAAUCCAGAUACUUUUGUUGGUAAUAGUAGUACUCAUAGAACUGGUACUGAUGAUGAAGAUUUAGAAAAAAAUGAUAUCGAACAAUAUGAUCCAAUACCAGAAGGUGGUGAUGAAUUAUCAAGAUAUGAAUCAAAUGCUCAAUUAUCAAGAAGUUUAUCAAGAAAAUUAACUGGUGCUGAUAAAUUAAUAGAAGAAGCUAAUAAUACGGAUGAACCAUUACCUAAAAUGGGUGGUGAUCGUCCUUAUCCUCCUGCUUUACCUGAUAGAUCUCCUUAUGCUGUCCAAUUUGAUGGUCCUUUGGAUCCUCUUCAUCCUCAUAAUUAUCCUCUUUGGAAAAAAAUCUUAUUUACUGCUUCAGUUGGUUUAGCUGCUUUAUCUGUAUCAAUGGGUUCCGCAUUUUUCGCUGAAGGUCAAGAACAAUUAAUGGAAAUUUAUCAUAUUGGUUCAACCACUGCUACUUUAGGUACUUCUUUAUUCGUAUUUGGAUUUGCUUCAGGUCCUGUUAUUUGGGGUCCAUUAUCUGAAUUAUUCGGUAGAAAAGUAGUUAUGGUUCCUUCAACUUUUGGUUAUGUUUGUUUUUCAUUUGCAGUUGCUACUGCCAAAGAUAUUCAAACUAUUAUGAUUUGUCGUUUCUUUGCUGGUUUUAUUGGUGCCGCUGCUAUUGUGGUUGCUCCUGCUGUUAUGGCUGAUUUAUAUUCCGCAAAAGCUAGAGGUACUGCUGUGGCUGUAUUUGCUAUGGUAUUAUUUGGUGGUCCAAUGUUAGCUCCUAUCUUAGGUGGUUUCACUGUAAAGAAUUCUUCAUUGGGUUGGAGAUGGACUUCAUAUUUUUGUGGAUUAAUUGGGGUAUUAUCAUUUUUAAUGAAUACUUUUAUUUUAGAAGAAACUCAUCAUUCUAUUAUCUUGGUUCAAAAAGCUGAAAAUUUAAGAAGAAGAACUGGAAAUUGGGGUAUUUUUGCUCCUCAUGAAGAAGUUAGUCUUUCAUUUAAAGAAAUUGUUGAAAAAAAUAUUUCAAGACCUUUAGUUAUGUUAAUAACUGAACCUAUCUUGUUAUUAAUUACCAUUUAUAAUGCUUUUAUCUAUGGUAUGCUUUAUCUUUUCUUAACUGCUAUUCCAUUAAUUUUCAUUGGUAAUUAUCAUUUCAGUCAAGGUGUAGGUGAAUUACCUUAUUUAUCAAUGUUAAUUGGUAUUUCAUUUGGUGGUUUUACCAUUAUCUAUUUUGAAAAGAGAUAUAAUUUAGCUAUGGAUAAUAAUGGUGGUAAACCAGUUCCAGAAGAAAGAUUACCUCCUAUGAUGGUUGGUUCAUUUUUCUUUGCUGCCGGUAUUUUCUGGUUAGGUUGGGCUGGUGAUUAUGCUGAUAAAGUACAUUGGAUUGUUCCAACUCUUGGAGCUGGUUUCAUUGGUUAUGGAUUAAUUUUAAUCUUUUUACCAUGUCUUAAUUAUAUCAUUGAUUGUUAUUUAUUCUUUGCUGCCUCUGCUUUAGCUGGUAAUACCUUUUUAAGAUCUGCUUUUGGUGCUGUUUUCCCAUUAUUUGCCAGACAAAUGUUUGAUGCUAUGACAAUUAAGUGGGCAAGUACUUUAUUAGGUUGUGUGGCUAUUGCUAUGAUUCCUGUUCCAUUCUUAUUUUAUAAAUAUGGUCGUGGAUUAAGAGACAAAUCAAAGUUUGCUUUCGUUUUAUAGAUCAUCCUUAAAAACAAUCAUACAUCAUGAUCAUUCAUUCAUUCAUUCAUUUUAUAGAAAAUAAGCAUCAUCAAUUCAUUUUUAAAUGCAUACACAAAUAAUUUAUAAUUAAUUCCUUUCUUCGUGUCUCAAACCAUUAAUAUUAUUCAUUCUUUCAUACCAUAUACGAUUUUAUCUGAUAGCAGAAGAAACAAUAAACUAGUCUAAUAAAUAUAAUCUCUUUAUUUAAUUAUAAUAAAAAUCAUAACAUAAUAAAAUCUUAAGUA
Scheffersomyces coipomensis is the source of this 2563-nucleotide messenger RNA. Its product is annotated as MFS transporter. Gene Ontology annotation, cellular component: plasma membrane. Lineage: Eukaryota; Fungi; Ascomycota; Pichiomycetes; Serinales; Debaryomycetaceae. The transcript has a single exon. The record is from RefSeq and is a predicted model, not a curated record. The coding region runs from base 477 to 2297 and encodes 606 amino acids. Gene Ontology annotation, molecular function: transmembrane transporter activity. Gene Ontology annotation, biological process: transmembrane transport.